This is a messenger RNA of Amaranthus tricolor (Joseph's coat), 1373 nucleotides long. RefSeq names its product probable adenylate kinase 6, chloroplastic. The record is from RefSeq and is a predicted model, not a curated record. NCBI's taxonomy places the organism in Eukaryota, Viridiplantae, Streptophyta, Magnoliopsida, Caryophyllales, Amaranthaceae. Gene Ontology annotation, cellular component: cytoplasm; mitochondrion. The coding region runs from base 166 to 1062 and encodes 298 amino acids. The transcript is spliced from 4 exons. Gene Ontology annotation, molecular function: AMP kinase activity; ATP binding. Gene Ontology annotation, biological process: nucleobase-containing compound metabolic process.
AACUAUUUUCAGCAAAAAGUAACCGAUAGCUCUCUUCUCUUUUCAACUUCUGCUAAUUGUUGCUCCACCAUCUAAUUCUAAUGCAUCCUUAGUCCUUGUGCUUCACUCAGAAUUCUUCUUGUUUCAUCUUCCUCCUUUAUUCUUUGUCCUCUUUACAGUGCAUCCAUGGCGGUAAUUAGCCGCCUUAUUAGAUCCACAUCUAAUUCACCUUCAAUUCCAACCGCCAUUCACAUAUUAUCUCGUCGAUUUUCAUCUUUGACUUCCGAAACUACCCUCCUUUCUCCUUCCCCUUGGAAUGAUGCUUCUUCUAGCAAAAAUGAUGAGCCACUGGUUAUUCGGACUCAACCAAAGGGUAGAAAUGUCCAUUGGGUGUUUCUGGGUUGUCCUGGUGUUGGUAAAGGAACUUAUGCAACUCGUCUGUCCAAGCUUAUUGGUGUUCCGCAUAUUUCUACUGGUGAUUUAGUUCGCGAUGAGCUUUCGUCUUCUGGCUCUCUUUCUCGUCAGAUUGCAGAUAUCGUUAAUCAUGGCAAGUUGGUUUCAGAUGAGAUCAUUGUGGAUUUGUUGUCCAAGCGUCUUGAAGCUGGAGAAGCUAAGGGUGAAUCCGGGUUUAUCCUUGAUGGGUUUCCACGUACAGUACGACAAGCGGAAAUUUUGGAGGGAGUUAUUGAUAUUGACUUGGUGAUCAAUCUUAAGCUCCGUGAGGAGGCUUUACUUGCUAAAUGUCUUGGUAGAAGGAUCUGUAGUCAAUGUGGAGGAAAUUACAAUAUUGCAUGCAUUGACAUCAAAGGUGACACUGAAACUCCUGCACUAUACAUGGCUCCCCUUCUUCCACCCCCUGAAUGUUCAUCAAAGCUUAUCACUCGUCCUGAUGAUAAAGAAGACGUUGUGAGGGAAAGACUCCGUAUUUACAAUGAAUUGACUCAACCUGUUGAGGAGUUUUAUCGUAAGCGGGGCAAACUGUUGCAGUUUGAACUUCCUGGAGGAAUUCCAGAAUCCUGGCCGAAAUUGCUGCAGGCUCUGAAUCUCGAUGAUCAUGAAGAUGGUCAAUCUGCUGCAGCUUGAAUUACCCAACAAGAUUCUGUGCCAUUAUGUUGUUUAGGUUAGUAAUCAUUUUUUCAAAGUGUAUAGUCGACUCUAAUAGAAAAUACGAUUCAGAUAUUAAACGAAAUAAUAACCUGGAAACUUGUUAGUAGACUAUCAUUAGAUUGAUUGUCCUGGUUUAAGAAAGAUGAAGUGCAGGAAACAGUGUGUAUCUUAGGUUUAUUCUUUUACGGCAUGGCUAAGACUCGAGCUCGAAGAUUCUGUUUCCUGUAUUAUUGUAUUGUCAUAAUAGCAUAACUCAAAUUAUUUAUGAGUCCUUUCGUUUCUUCUCA